Messenger RNA from Branchiostoma belcheri (Belcher's lancelet), 3277 nucleotides. RefSeq names its product SPRY domain-containing SOCS box protein 4-like. The transcript is spliced from 3 exons. The coding region runs from base 305 to 1135 and encodes 276 amino acids. Gene Ontology annotation, molecular function: protein binding. NCBI's taxonomy places the organism in Eukaryota, Metazoa, Chordata, Leptocardii, Amphioxiformes, Branchiostomatidae. Gene Ontology annotation, cellular component: SCF ubiquitin ligase complex. Gene Ontology annotation, biological process: intracellular signal transduction; proteasome-mediated ubiquitin-dependent protein catabolic process. The record is from RefSeq and is a predicted model, not a curated record.
AGAUAAGAGUUCGCCAUACUGGUUGAGAUUCAGCAAGACUCGGACAGGGAUGGUCGGAGUUUCCAGCUCCAGCGUGUGCGCUGAACUUGACUAACUGUUAAAAGACCAGCCCUGACACCUUCAAGACAUUCAUAACUUGUCUAAGAGGAAGCAAACAAGAAGCAGUGGUGCAGCAGUUGCCCAUAACACACGCCUCCGCAGCCUGCGGGAGUGCAACUGCCUGAGGUCCCGGAUACGCCAACUGCGGGAGCAGACCCGCCGACAGGUUUCCAGGAUUUCCAGCGCGAACAGACAAGUGCGGGCCAUGGGACAGAAGGUGUCUGGGGGGGUGAAGACGGCAGGGCCAGGACGGGAGCCUUCGCUGAAGGCGCUGAACUCAGACAGGGACUUGUUACACCCCGACAUGCAGAAACCUAGCCGACUAGAUAUGCUCCUUGAUAUGCCUCAAGCAGACAGGGAAACACAGGUCAAACACGCGUGGAACAACGAAGAUCGGUCUCUGAACAUUUUUGUGAAGGAAGACGACAAACUCACCUUCCACAGACACCCGGUUGCUCAGAGUACGGACUGCAUUCGUGGCAAAGUUGGGUACACAAGAGGACUUCAUGUAUGGGAGAUUCACUGGAGCACGAGACAGCGGGGGACGCAUGCGGUGGUAGGCGUAGCGACAGAGCACGCCGCCUUGCAUUCGGUAGGGUACCAGUCUCUGGUGGGAAGCAACGCAGAGUCGUGGGGCUGGGACUUGGGAAGGAACAAGCUCUACCACGAUAGUAAAAACAACCCCGGAAUCACGUACCCUAGGACAUUGAAAGCAGACGAGAACUUCGUGGUACCAGACAAGUUCCUUGUAGUUUUAGACAUGGAUGAGGGCACAAUCAGUUUUGUAGUGGACGGACAGUUCUUGGGCAUUGCCUUCCGUGGACUGAAGGGGAAGAAGUUGUACCCAAUUGUCAGCGCAGUGUGGGGACAUUGUGAGAUCACCACCAAGUACAUUGGAGGCUUGGAUCCGGAACCCCUGCCGUUGAUGGACCUGUGCAGGCGAACCAUCCGUCUGUCGCUGGGGAAAGACCGCCUGAAGGAUGUGCCCAAACUCCCUCUCCCUCAGGCUCUCAAGAACUACCUGCUGUACCAAUAGCAGCUGCGUAGCUCUUCGCUGAUGCCAGAGGACGUGUAACGAGGUCAACACGCAUUUCUCUCUACCACCCCUAUUUCUCCGGUUGACGGGCACUUUGAAGGAAGCAAGUAUUUUUGAGAUCAUAACAUAACAAUAUAGGAGUGGUAGAGAAAAUGCAAUGCAAGAAUAAUAAGGAAAUGUUAUGUCUGAUCUAAUAUAUGCCAACCUAUUGCUUAAGAAGCAGUAUAAUUGUUACAAGCAGAAGAUGGUUUAAUGAACUCAACCUUAUAAAACGUUAAUUCCUCGGAAGACUACAUGCUUGGUACAGGUUGAUUUAAUUGUAAGCAUUCUAAAUUUUAUUUUAUUUUCAGAGUCAUGAUUUGUUUCUUAUGAGACAUUAUAGUAUAUUUUUAAUUCUGUUACAAGACAUGUCCACAAGUAUAGCUAGGUCUUAUUGUGACAUGUAUGUGAGCUCGAAAGUAUUAAAAAUACAUCUUAAAACUGGAGAGGGAACAUUCACUUCUGGAGAUCUGUACGAGAUUUAAGAAGAGAACUUGCAGAGGAUUGAUCUUGCCUCACCUAGAAGAGGCCUCAGUUCUUACAGUAACGCUGAUGAUCAGAUCCACCAGUAAAAUAUGUUAUGGUCAUUUCUAUUUCUUGCGUUAAAUCGUCUGUACCAUGUUGGUAUCUGCAUUAAGACUCUGCGCAACCCAAAGACAGUUGGUCCAAGAAAGUCAAUGAUAUUGUUGUAAUAGCUGAAAACAUUAUUUGAAGAUUUUACUUAGUUCUGUCUUCCUUCUUAGAAUGAAAAAUGUAUCUAAUGAAGUCAUAUUUUAAAUUAAGUUAUAGCUCAUUUUAGGAAUUAGAGCUGUGUAGAUAAGUGAAGUUGUGUAUGAUACCACUUCAGAAAUGGACAAAGCAUUGUAUUGUUAUUUUUCACCUUAUAAAAAGACGUCCAAAGAAAGUAUGGCAAUAUACAAGGAUGAUAAUUUGAACCAGUGCUUUUGAUGCAACCUGUUUUAAAUCUGCGUAACGUUGUAGCAAUUGCUUUUGAAGCAGGAAGGCAUGAUUGUACUGUUAAUACAGAUAUUGCUGAUGUUUUAGAGAAAAUUUAUCGUAGCGCAGCCUGCUUCCCUGUAAAUCUUGUCUAUGUUCAACUUAGUUGAAGCUGCACCAUAGAGAAAGAAAUUACCUUGAACCAGUCACAAGCAGUGUUAACUCAACUAUCAACGGAGAUCAAGUUUUGGGCAUGGUUUAAAACAGGCACUCGAUGUAUUUUAAUUCCAUGAGUAGUUAGGAUGAAAAGUGUUCAUUAACCAUCUCCCUACUGGUUUAUACUGCCAUCAAUACAUCUGAUGCAUGUAUAGGCCUAUUAGUAUUACAGGGGCAUAGUUAAUGUACAGUUAAAUUGACUAGCAGCACAUAGAUGAUGUUUUUAGCAAAAUGUUGGCACUAGUGAACGUUGUCCUGCUGGUGAUGACUUAGAAACAACUUGCAAUGUCACUUGUGUACAUGUAUGUUGAGUGCCCUGUCUGGCUGACAGCUUACCUUAUUCGUUGACCAAAACUCUCCCGUCCAAUCCAUGCUGAAGGUUUUGCCCCAUUUGUAUUACUAGUAUUUGUGGGGAGAAAAUAUUAUGGACUGUUGUGUACCUGAAGCCACACAAAGCCAUGCUUUUACUCACACCACCAGUGGUUGUCUUGCCAAAAAUAGCUGAUGUUAUGGAAGACAGUUUCACCUCACAAAAUCCACAGCUGUACCAGUCUGCUGUGAUUGUGUUUUUCUCCAGCCCCUUGUCUCCUUGACAAACAGCUCCUUGUAGGUUUUAGGUAGAGGAAAAUGAUGUUUUCCACAUGACAGCCUUAACAUAACAGAGAUAUAGACCCUUAUAGGCUGCAAAUGUACAAAUUUCAUUUCGUCUGCUUGUAUGUGGAUUAUACCGAAGCGCUGCGCAUUGUUGUAAUUUCUACAUUUAACUGCAGCUGUGCCUGUGUACAUAGAAUGAAAGUUCACUAUAUUCUUAAUCACAGAUGCAGUUAGAAUGUUUGGAAUCCGUUCCUUGAUUGGUUGGUGUAGUCUAAUGUAGUUUAUAGUGCCGUCAUCACAAUUGUAUUAUUGAGUCAUGGCCAGUAGUGCUGAAUAAAAAAUGUCACUUUUAUCAUA